Messenger RNA from Vitrella brassicaformis, 2016 nucleotides. The record is from the annotation of a GenBank genome assembly. Lineage: Eukaryota; Vitrellaceae.
GCAAGCAGUGCGGCAUCAUCGGUGGGGGGAGGAGGGUGAGCGAGGAAGGAAAGUGGUCUGAUUCUGUCGUGUACAUGUAUGUCAUGCCUGUCUUUCCAUCUCCACAGAUCUCGUGAGUCCUGUGUUCGACCAGCACACGUAGGGAGGGGAGGGAGGAGGCAAACAAGGCGCUCUCAUACAUCCCGUCUGCAUGCUACUCUGUGUCGUUCGUUCUGCAGAUAUCACUCACUGAUGGCGUCUGACUCCGUUCCCUCUCUGUGGGCCUCUCACUCACGACGGCCUCACACACACUCGAUGACCCCACCAGGCGGCCGGCACUCGUCACACAGAUCGACAAGCAGCCGCCCACAGAGAUCCCCAGAGGCGUCACCCUGCCGGUCGUCCUGCAGCAGCGCAUCGAGCGGGCCAUACAUGAGGAGAUCCUUCAUGACCUCUUGGCCUUCGACAUUCCUGACGUGGUCGGGGCCCUCAGGACGGCCCAUGUGCUGAAGCGAUGCAGCGGCCACUGGAAGAUGAUCAAGGCCUUCAUCCCCCUGGUCUUCAUCCACCAGCUCACCCCCAAUGCGACGCGGCCCCUCAUGCUGUCGGCCGAUUCGCUGCCCACCACUUCAGCAUUCGAUGAGCUGCCCCUCACAAUGACCGCCUACAAGACAUUCGGCCACUUGCUCAGCCACCGGGGGACCAGCCUGGCGCUGCAGCGAGCUGACAACGGUGCCUAUCGGAUCGGCGAUCAUUCGUUUCGUGUGGUGCCGCAGAGUGAGCUGCCGGCCGACCAUCCCUACCGCGGCACAUACAAGGAGAGCGACCCCGUCAUCCGCUGGGGCCAUCUUCUCUAUCCAUCAUUCACGGCAUUCAUCAAGCGAACGGUUCUGAUACAGUGGUGUUACCAAAAGUGGGUGGUGAGGAAGCCACUGGGAAUAGCUCGUGUCGGUCGUGACGACACUCGCUAUCGGUCCCUGCUGACGGCACCGUCCAUCGAGGGCUACAAGACCGUCGACUACAUCGAUGAGGAUCCAUUCGCCCCGGGAGACGACGGCCGCCGACGAUUUAUCAUUCUCAAGGGCACCGCAGCCAACGACACCACUGCGGUCCACCUGUGGCUGUUCGAUGGCCACAUCCGCCUCUGGACGACCGAGGCGCCGACAAAGGGCAGACACGUUGCAACUGUGGCGGCCGCCCGCCCUCUGCUGGGCAGCUAUGGGCUGGAUCAGCGUAUGCUGGGAUAGAUCUAUUCGAUGACGAAAUACUGGUGAGGAUGGAUGGGGGGGAGGGAGGGGUGCUGUAGGUUGUGAGGGAGAGAGAGUAGGUGUGACCGUCCCGUCAUCUCAUUCCUCGUGUGGCGUGCUGCGUUGAUUUCUGUAGGUGUCGCAUUACUCUGUUGGCGUGACAGUGUAGCGGAUUACUCCAGGUGCCCGGAAGGACGGGUGGGUCUCACCAGGAGGGAGGCCUGAUCAAGCGGGGGUGGUAGACAAGGUGGUGCUGUGGGUCAACAGUGACCGUAGCAACCCCGGCCGUGAUGUAGGUCCCUCCCUCUCUCCCGUCUUGCUGUCUUCUUUCCCGUGCGUGUUGCCACGUCACCCCCCUCUCUCUCUGCCUGCCUGCCUGCCUGCCCGGUGUGUGGGUGAGGCUGCGAGUUUUCCUGGUCGACGAGUGGAUGGGCCGGUCGAACGGCCAAUCGCUCCCCGGCCGCUCACUGACCGACUCACUGGGACUUGGCAGACACAGACAGACAGAGGCUUCUUCCGCUCUAACUAAAUGGGCGUCCGAGUGAGGAAGGUGGUUUGGUGUGUCGUAAGUAUCUUGUGUUGCGGUGCGGCUUGUUGAGAUGCCUGCCUGCAUAGAGGAUAACUGUAGUCUCGAUGCAGAACCAAAAAACCUGUGUGUAUGUCUGUUUUAUGUGGAUGCGAGGAUGAAUUGUCCGUUAGACCGGUGUGCCCUUGCAUGUGUGUGAUGCAAUGUUGACUGCCAGGGAGGUAGGUGGCAACACGAACAGUAACAAAUACACUCAUUGUGCUG